UACUCUCACGGCAGCCUCGCCCCCUCCACCUGGGCGGAGCCGGAGCGGGAUCCGGGUGUCAGUGCUGGCAGCGGUGGCUGCGGGGCGGGGGUCGCGGCCGUGUGCGGGCUGCAGCGACUUCGUGGGCGGAUCUUGGUGUGUGAGGCGUGACCCGAGGUUCCACUCUUUCCCGUCAGGGUUCCAGGCCUCCCGUCCAAGCAGAUCCCACCAAGAUGGCGUCUGCUAGUGAGCCCCCUGCCAGCCCAAGGGAUGCAGCCGACCAGAACUUUGACUACAUGUUCAAACUGCUCUUGAUCGGGAAUAGCAGUGUGGGCAAGACCUCCUUCCUGUUCCGCUACGCUGACGAUUCCUUCACCCCUGCCUUCGUCAGCACAGUGGGCAUCGACUUCAAGGUCAAGACAGUCUAUCGACAUGACAAGAGGAUCAAGCUACAGAUUUGGGACACAGCAGGCCAGGAGCGCUACCGGACCAUCACCACAGCCUACUACCGUGGAGCCAUGGGCUUCCUGCUCAUGUAUGACAUUGCCAACCAGGAGUCCUUCACCGCUGUGCAGGACUGGGCUACACAGAUCAAAACCUACUCCUGGGACAAUGCCCAAGUCAUCCUUGUGGGGAACAAGUGUGACCUGGAAGAUGAACGUGUUGUACCUGCUGAGGAUGGUCGGAGGCUCGCUGAUGACCUUGGUUAUGAGUUCUUUGAGGCCAGCGCCAAGGAGAACAUCAAUGUGAAGCAGGUGUUUGAGCGCCUGGUGGACAUCAUCUGUGAGAAGAUGAAUGAGUCGCUGGAGCCCAGCACUAGCACUGGCAGCAAUGGAAAAGGCCCCGCCCUUGCGGAUACCCCACCCCCCCAGCCUAGCGGCUGCGGCUGCUAAGGGCGGCCCUUGACCUCCCCACACCUGUCCACUCCUGCCUUUUCAAGGACUGCAGCCAAGGUGUGAGCCACAGGGGCAGCCUCCAAGCUCAGGGCACUCCUUCCCUCCUGCCUACUCUCCCUUCUUCUCGCACGACCCCGUCUCUGUUUCUCUCCAUGUUGAUAUACUCAGGCGGUCCUGGUUAGAGCCUACACCACCAGGCUCUGCUCAGCACCGUCUGAGGGCGUGGGGCACCCAUGCAGGUGCUUACUGCUUCCCAAGGCUUUUCGAUGGGGGUGGCUUUAGGCAGCAUCACCUUCCGUGAGUGACGGAGGGACACUCCACGCCCUCUACCUUAGAACCACUUCCCAGCUGGAUGCUCUACUGUCCAUAUUGUUGGCCGAAGGCGUCCCCUGGUGUGGGUUGCUAUACAACUUAGCCCUGGCAGCCCCUUCAGCUCAGGCCCACCGGCUUGGCCUUGAACCUGCCUGUGAACUAACUGUUAGCCAAGGAUACAGGCAGGUCUGUAGUUUCUACCCUCUGCUUCCCUGGCAUCUACCUGGAAACCUGUUUUCUGGUUAUACAGAGACAGAGUCAGAGCCAUCCAUGGCAUUGGUGACUCUCCAAAGUGCCUUCCAAGCUUCCCCUGAAUCCACGCCACUCAGUGUGGGUUAACCCACUCCAUCCCAUCCAGAGCUAAAUUUUGGACCAAUCCAGGCUCCCUCACAUGGAGGUUGAGAAGUGCCCCACCUUUCGCUCCCCAGUUCUCCAUCAGUUCACCUCAGAGCCAGGGGUUGAGGCUGCCUGCCCAGGGCCCCGUCUGCCCGCCUGGCGGUGUUUUAAGCAAGAGCUUUGCACAUCUUACAUCCUGUGUAGAGAAGGAAGUGGAGAAACCAGCCCACAGAGGGUGUGCGCUUGGCGGUCAGUUUCUGACGACAGGAGUCCGGCUCUCCAUCUGAGGACUCUUGUAGAGAUUCAGUGUCAUCCCAGUCAUCAGUGGCCCAGGGACACUUGGGGUUGUGGGGAAGACCAGGGAGAAGUCCUCAGUGGGCACCCAAUGCUUUUGUUAGUAGCUCAUGGGAGCAGCAGGCACUUCAGUGAACUGGGAUGAGCUGUGGGGUUGUCAUUGAUGUCUCUACAACGUUUGGGACUUAACCCCUAGGAUCCCAGUUCUCUCCAACUAGGAGGUCCUUCCACCCACUAACCAAACUCCCCUGAACACCAUUUGAUCCCAUGACUCAGGUGACACUGCCCAGAUGGUCUGUGUUGUACAUCCCUGACUUUAUGUCAGGGGUGGAGUCUAGUACUUUAGUCCCAUAGCCAAAAUGACUUCUGCAGCCUUACCAAGCUCAGUUUCUUACUGGGGCACGCAUGAGCUAUGAGCCUGGCUUAGGCUCCAACAUACUUGUAGCCCUGCCCGCCACUGUCCUUAGGGCAUCUGGAUGAAACGGAGUGGAUAAAUCAUUCUAGCAAAGGGAGAGCAUCUGAACACUUGGAGGGAAGAGUCAAGUUUUUUAUGUUGCUUCAUCAUUAAAUUGUCAAAACGCUAAAAUUAA
Molecule: messenger RNA, 2407 nt
Organism: Mesocricetus auratus (golden hamster)
Lineage: Eukaryota; Metazoa; Chordata; Mammalia; Rodentia; Cricetidae
Gene: Rab3d
Product: RAB3D, member RAS oncogene family
Exons: 5
Coding region: 213-872 (219 amino acids)
Biological process (GO): protein localization to plasma membrane; protein secretion; regulation of exocytosis
Cellular component (GO): synaptic vesicle; plasma membrane; endosome
Molecular function (GO): GTP binding; GTPase activity
Source: RefSeq, a predicted model, not a curated record